Messenger RNA from Rangifer tarandus platyrhynchus (Svalbard reindeer), 2007 nucleotides. NCBI's taxonomy places the organism in Eukaryota, Metazoa, Chordata, Mammalia, Artiodactyla, Cervidae. The record is from the annotation of a GenBank genome assembly.
AUGGCCCGACUUGCAGAAUUCGGCCAAUCUGACUCUGUGUGUGAUGGAGACAAGAAAGAAGAUGGGAAGCUGGUCAGAAAUGAGACCCGCGGAGAGAAGGCGAUGCCGGGCAGGGUAGACCCUGUGGCCAGAGCCAGCCCAGCGAGCAGCCGGUUCCGGAGCCACCUCGGCGGGCCAACACUCCUGAUUCUAAAGACAGUUCUGCCCCUUGUUCUCCAGGUGGUCUGGGAGCAUCGGGUCCCUGCAGAUGCCAGAGCCAAGGGAAGCCAAACCUGGGGUAAUUGUCCGCUUCCCAUCCACGUCUGCGGGCAGGGGCAGGGGACACACGUGGGCAAGGCCAUACCAUGUGCCCCUGUCUCCACAACCCACCUCGGUUUCAGGCUGAACUGGGACUCUUUCCACUCCCAGGUCAGCCGUGAGGGCUCACAGCAGCAGGGUCCUCCGCUGCAAAUAUUGACGGCGAAAGAGACUGGAAUGAGGCUCGCAUUUCGCCCCCUGGGAUUGGCAGAGACCCGACCCUCCCUGGAGAAGAAAAACACCACGCUUAGACCUCAAGACAAGGAGAGCAGAGACGCUUCUAGAUUCUCACCCCACUUCCCUGAGCAGUUGGAGAAACCAUGGUUCAUGUUAGAGCUGAGCCAGGGCCUGUGGCCCGAGGAGGAUCUGUCUGACCAGGGAAGGACCCCAGGACAGAAGGCGGCCAGGUGGGCCGCAUCAGAAGAAGGACUUGGCAGAGGCGGGAGGACUCUGGCAGCUCCGCGGUUUGAUCAACUACCCACCGACUUCCAAGCAUAUCAGAAGGCGAGAGUCUUGCCACACGAAGAUAUGAGCCCAGAGGAUCAUCCAAAGGAGAGGAGUAGAGAGUGGGUGCUUACUGAGUGUCCACUCUCCGUCGGCCCGGAGUCAGCCGCUUCGUGGAUGUCACCAUCAUCUCUGUAUGAAGAGGAACCCAGGCUGCCCAUCCCACGACUGGAAGGUUUGAAGUCAACCCCAUUCCCCCCCGCUGUGGGCACACACACCAGCACCCCCUCCGGCUUCCUGGUUCCCCGCUCCACCCCCUCACCUGCACUAUCUCAGCCGCUGGGUUUGGAGGGGCCUCAUUCUGGGCUGCAAGCCCUCCUUUUCUCACAGCUGCUCCAGCGGGAGCUGUCAGCACCGGCCCACGCAGGAGUGGGUGUUUGCAAACGUUCGGAACGACUUUCCUUUAAUGACAGUAGCAUACGGAUCCUUGAACAGGCCCUGCUGUUCUGUCUUUUCCUCGUGGAGCCCAGGACGAGGCCCUUAUGGCUCCCGGGUCCCCUCAGCGGCUCCCACAGGCCCCGCCUGGCGAGGGUGCGCACAGACCCCCCGGGUGGAGAUGAGGGUGGGUUCAGGAGAUUUGUAACCGGCAUUAACACCGGCCAGCGCCCGGGGAGCCGGGCUCCCGGCGCCCUGCGGCCCGCGUCCCCCGCCCUUCUCCGCAGCUGGGGCCGAGCCGGCGGGGGACCCGGGGACCAGUUCCAUGGAGCUUUCACCUGCCCCGACUGGUCACAGGGAGGAGAGCGGGGAAAGUUGGGGGCGGUGCCCCGCAAGGAGCCCCCGCACCCGCAUCCUACAGGCAUCCGUGGGGGUGGCGGGCGGGCGAGUCCCGAGUACCGGAUUUUGUUUGUUUUCUCUGGCCCUGGAAUGCCGAGACACUUGACUCUCUCUGCCUCCCACGCCCUAGUGUUCUCUAAUGGGCCCAAGCUCCAGGCAGAAUCUGGGCAACCGCACACCCUGUGGAUCGGAAAUGCCAGCCUGAGGACUAGUCUUUCCUGUACGUUGAUGAUGGUGAAUGCGCCCCCCAGAGCCCAGCCUAAGGGCAGACCUGUUUACUAUCUCAGCCCAGGUCCAUCCACGAUUCCCCAGGUUUCAGCCCGCAUCAGCCAGCGCUCAGAAACAGGCAUCGGUCAGGACGACCUCGCCCUGGGCUCUGACUCACCUAAUCACAGCCCGGUGCCUCUCCGUGACCCGCAGGGAGUAAUUUAG